Messenger RNA from Aspergillus fischeri NRRL 181, 711 nucleotides. RefSeq names its product putative nucleoside-diphosphate-sugar epimerase. The transcript has 2 exons. The coding region runs from base 1 to 711 and encodes 236 amino acids. The record is from RefSeq and is a predicted model, not a curated record. NCBI's taxonomy places the organism in Eukaryota, Fungi, Ascomycota, Eurotiomycetes, Eurotiales, Aspergillaceae.
AUGAAGGUCAUCAUUGCUGGCGCGACUGGGUUCGUGGGACAAGAGGUCCUUUCACAGUGCCUGGCCCAUCCCUCUAUCACUUCUAUUGUUGCCCUGUGCCGCCGUGAACUGCCCACCACACAUCCCAAACUCCAUGUCCACCGCAUGGAAGACGAAGAUUUUCUCUCCUACUCAGAUCCCCAACUCUCUGCCUCUCUCCGAGGCGCAGACGCUUGUAUUUGGACGCUAGGCGUUACUCCCUCGCGCGCUUCCGAUGAACAGGCCUUCCGGCGGGUGACACUGGAGUAUACCAGCCAGGCUGCCAAGGCCUUCUACAAUGCCUUUACUGCUUCAAAUGAGGCAGGGCACGAAGCCUCUGCAAGUCCAAAAUUUCGUUUCGUGUAUGUCAGCGGCGGUUUGGCUGAGCGAGACCAGUCAGAACCUCUGUGGUUCUUUGCGGGCUAUCGUCGUGUGAGGGGUCAAGCUGAGAAUAUCCUGCUGGAGCACGAAGCUGCUCACUCCACCACAUUUGAGUCGUACAUUAUGCGCCCGGGCUUGGUGCUGACUCGCCAGGGAACAUUUGCCGACUGCAUCCGUGGUCUGGCACCCUCAGUGCGGGUGGACGUGUUGGCGCGGGGAGCGAUUGAUCUCGCCGUUCAGGGACAUUCGGAGAAGAUCUGGGAGAACGCCCAGAUUGCUGAGUGGAAGGGUGUUCGUGGUCGACAUAGUUGA